Centrocercus urophasianus (Greater sage-grouse) is the source of this 2416-nucleotide messenger RNA. It is a transcript of the gene ITFG1, whose product is annotated as integrin alpha FG-GAP repeat containing 1. The record is from RefSeq and is a predicted model, not a curated record. Bases 176 to 1732 code for a protein of 518 amino acids. The transcript is spliced from 18 exons. Lineage: Eukaryota; Metazoa; Chordata; Aves; Galliformes; Phasianidae. Gene Ontology annotation, cellular component: plasma membrane.
GCAGAACGUCACGGCGCAGCUGUUCGGUGCCGAGGCCUACGGCACGCCGGCGGCCUUCGGAGACUUCAACUCAGACAAGCAGACGGACCUGUUCGUGCUGCGCGGCGGAAAUGAAUUGAUUAUCUUUUUGGCAGACCAAAAGGAACCUUACUUUAAGCCCCGUGUUAAGUUACCGAUGAAAUCUCUAGGUGUUAUCAUAACCAGUGUAGUUCCAGGAGACUAUGAUGGUGACUCACAAAUGGAUGUCCUCCUGACUACCCGCACACAAAAUCAUGGCAAAGAUGAACUUUCAGUGUUCAUUUUCUGGGGACACAACCAAACAUUAGAUCUUAACCAUAAAACUAUGAUAAAUAAGACUUUUCAUGAUGAGCCUCUAGUAAUGGACUUUAACGGUGAUUUGAUUCCUGAUGUCUUUGGUGUCACAGGUGAUUCAGAUAAGCCACAGAUACUGAUGGGCGGGAACUUGUCGCGGCAUGCUGCACUGGACACCCAGAGUAGAAUGUAUGUGCCACACUCUCAUGCGUUUAUAGACUUAAAUAAUGACUUCACAGCUGACUUAUUCCUUACUACCUCAAAUCCUGACAUUCAGUUUGAGACUUGGAUAAAUAAGGAUGGGAACUUCUCUAAACCUGAAAAAAGUAAAGCAAAGCCUAGUGGUGCAGUGGUUGUUGGACAGUCUGUAUUUGCAGAUUUUGAUGGUGAUGGACGAAGUGAACAUUUGUUACCAGUAUGUGAAGAUGUAAACUGUCAAAAAAGUGCCAUCUACUUAACUAAGCUAGGAAUGGAUCAGUGGAUUCCAGUCUUGCAAGACUUCAGAAAUAAAGACACACUUUGGGGCUUUGUAAAAAAUCAAACGGACAAAACUACAUCAGAAGUUUCAUUUCCAAUGACUCUUCAUAUUGGAGAUUACAACAUGGAUGGCUACCCAGAUGCCCUUGCUAUACUAAAGAACGCAUCUGGAAGCAAUCAACAAGCGUUUUUACUAGAAAAUGUCCCAUGCAAUAAUGCAAGCUGCAAGAGUGCACGUCGUAUGUUUAAAGUUUUUUGGGAGCUCUCUGACCUAAAUCAAAUCAAAGAUGCAGUCGUAGCAACCUUCUUUGAUAUCUACGAAGAUGGAAUCUUGGAUAUCAUUGUAGUAAGCAAGGGCCACUCCAGUGAAGACUUUGCUAUCCAUACGUUAAAAAACAACUUUGAAGCAGAUGCAUAUUUUGUUAAAGUUAUUGUUCUCAGUGGCCUCUGUUCUAAUGACUGUCCUCGGAAAAUAACACCUUUUGGUGUUAAUCAGCCUGGUCCUUACAUCAUGUAUACAACUGUUGAUGCAAAUGGAUACUUGAAAAAUGGGUCAGCUGGACAGCUGAGCCAGUCAGCACAUUUUGCUCUCCAGUUGCCAUACAAUGUUCUGGGCUUGGGACGUAGUGCUAACUUCCUUGACCAUUUGUAUGUUGGAAUUCCUCGUCCUUUAGGAGAAAAGUCCAUAAGGAAACAAGAAUGGACAGCUAUCAUACCAAACUCCCAGCUUAUAGUCAUCCCAUAUCCUCAUAAUGUUCCUCGAAGCUGGAGUGCCAAGCUAUAUCUGACCCCGAGUAACAUAGUGCUGCUAACAGCUAUAGCCUUAAUUGGUGUCUGUGUUUUUAUCCUGGCAAUAAUUGGCAUAUUACACUGGCAAGAAAAGAAAGCAGAUGACAGAGAGAAGCGACAGGAAGCUCAUCGGUUCCAUUUUGAUGCUAUGUGACACGCCUUAAUAUUUAUGGAGGAGCUGCUAUUCGUUUGCUAAAUUGAAAUACUAAAUUCUGAUUUGUAAAAUGAUUACUAUGGAAAAUACUGCUGGUGUGCUAUUUGUAAAUGUUGCAUUAUUUGGUAUUUAUUUGGAACAUAUUAAAAAUAGACCUGAAUGUCUCUUAAGGCCUUCCAGAAAAAAAAAAACUAAAACAAAAACAAAAAAAGCUUGUAUAUAAUAGCAUUUGGUCUUUAUUUAACAGAAGUGUACAUUAAUUUUUCAUAGUAAAAGGGUAAUUUUGCAUGUACCGUUGUUUACAUACCACCAGUUCUUUAGUAAUAUAUUUGAUAGAAAGCUGUGUAAAUAAAGAUUAGUAUUUUAGUGAGCAGAAUACUUUGUACCACUGGCAUUGGUAUUGUUAUUUACACAUUCCUGCAAAGUAAACUGCAUUUCUGAAAAUUAAUCUUGAGCAAUUUCUCAGAUGACAUAAUCAUUAAUUGAUUGCUUAACUGAAAGUAUUCUGUAUUUCUCUUUGUUUAAGUUCAUAUGUGCAAUUGCUAAAGAAUUGGGAAACUCAAAGAAACCUUCAGUGUUGAUGGUAGUUCAGUACUUGUGGGAUAGAUGCGGUAUUUAUACGUUAGUUCUAGAAAGAUGAUGGCACAUUAAAAAGAACUGAAGUAAUAAAAUGUAUCAGUGUGA